GGGUGUUAAAUCAGUCCAGGAGCUCUGAAUGUGUCAGGCAGGCAACAGCAGCGCAAUACUUGGAAGGCGGUCGGUAGACUUCAUUUCAUUCACUUUACUUUAUUUAUCUAUCUGUAUUGUUUUUACAGCUUUUUAUAUCCAUCUUUAUAAGCCCAUAAACCAUGACUGAACAGUCAGUGCUGCUCUUGAGGAAACAGCUGGCAGAACUCAACAAGAACCCAGUGGAAGGGUUUUCCGCUGGGCUGAUAGAUGACAAUGACAUCUACAAAUGGGAGGUCGUCAUUAUUGGACCACAAGACACACUGUUUGAAGGCGGGUUUUUCAAGGCUUACCUGACCUUUCCCUAUGACUACCCUUUGCGGCCCCCUAAGAUGAAGUUCAUUACUGAACUCUGGCAUCCGAAUGUUGCUAAAAAUGGUGACGUCUGCAUCUCAAUCCUACACGAGCCCGGUGAGGACAAGUUUGGGUAUGAGAAGCCAGAAGAGCGCUGGCUGCCCAUCCACACUGUGGAGACCAUCAUGAUCAGUGUGAUCUCCAUGCUGGCCGACCCCAACAGCGACUCGCCCGCCAACGUCGACGCAGGCAAGGAGUGGCGGGAGGACCCGAAUGGUGAAUUCAAGAGGAAGGUGGCGAGGUGUGUACGGAAAAGUCAGGAAAUGGCCUUCGACUAGUCUUCAGCGCUCGCCUCUAGAAUCUAGGGGGUUUAUAAGAAGGACUGAAUGAAAUACUUUUGGUCUUCCACUAAGGCUGGGUUAUGUAUUUUACACCCUGUUUUUGCUGAUCAUCAGGAACUUGCUGUAGCCAUCUGAAAGGCUUGUGCUCUGAAGAUACAUAAUACAAAAAUAAAUACAAAUUUGAAAAAGUUAAAUAACUUUAGUUUACUACCUGGAAUUGUACAUUUAUUUAUUUUGAAUAUUCUAACCAAUGUAAGAUAUGUCACUACUGUAAAUGACUUGCUUUUAUAAAUGCUGCAGAUGGCUUCUACUUCACGCCAGGUUUCUUAUGCAAUUUUGAGGUUUCUUUUUGUGUUUUCUUUCCAGUGAGACAGAUAGAUCGUAAGGGACACCUGUAUUUUUCACCCUAGUACAUGCUGUGUAAACCCUAGCAGUACCAAAGUCCUGAUCCAGUUCUAGUUCUACUGCCAGUUAAAAAACACAUGCAAUUGCUUGUGCCUUUCACCCCUGUUGACAGUGAUAUGGCAGGUGUUUCUGUAUUUUUAAAAUGUGGAAGUAAAUGUUUUUGAAGAAUGUAUUCAGUCCAAUCUGUAAUGUCAUAGAAAGGUAUUCUUAAAAUCAUUGCUAACAACAUGUAUAUUGUAUACCACUCUGGUAUUAUAUUAUAGUCAGGCUUAUUAUAGUUAAGGCUUUUGGUGUUUUAUGCUGACUUCUCUACUCCUUUUUAAAAAUGCAAUUGAUCCCUGUUAAGCCAUUCCUGUAUCUCCAUCACAACUGAGUAGUGUGUUAAUCGUAAAAUUGAUUUAAUUUACAGGUUGUUUUCUGUGAAAAGUCUUUUUCAUUUCAAAGCAGAAGCGACUCCUCUGUAUUAAUGUAAAUGGUUACUUACGCAUAAGGAUUGUAAUAGUGUGCCCAGCAUAAAGUACUUUCUUUGCAUUAUAGCUAUAAUAAAGAUUAGUCGCUUAACGUUGCGAUCUCAUUUGUACAUUCUGCUUGUAAAUGAAAAAUUAAGGCUGAGAUGAUUUUUUUUUUUUUUUUAAAAAGCCCCAUUUAGUUUCACAGAAAAAAAAACUGUAAAUUAAGUCAGUUUUACUAUUAACACGUCUCUCAGUUGUGACUGAGUUGCACGAGUGGCUUAACAGGUAUCAAUUUAAUUCUUAAAGGAGAGUAUAAAAAGUCAGGGUAAAAAAACACAAAAUCAGAAGCCCUAAUUAUAGUGUAGUAUAUCACAUACUCCUCUAUUGACUUUGGCUGACAGAAUAGUCCCAUUUGAUUUAAAUAAAAUAAAAAAAUGGCUUUUUUUUUACCUUUAGUUAAUUCAAGGCUUGGGUACGAAAAGGUUUUUUUUGUCAUGGACCAGGGGUGACUGUGACAAAGUACCAAAUGUCAUCAAGCAAUAGGCCUGUAAACCUACGCACCCUUUAUUUUGUCAGUUUGUUAGGUGGUUUUUUUAUGCAAAUAAUUUAAUGUUAGGUCAAUUUAUUGUGUUAAAUUGUUACCCCAGUUCCUUUUACUUGUUUUAAGUUUUGUUUUGUUUUGUUUCUCUCUGUAAAUUGUAUUUAAUCUGAGCCCAAUAAAAAUGAGAAACACUUAAAUAA
Molecule: messenger RNA, 2272 nt
Organism: Acipenser ruthenus (sterlet)
Lineage: Eukaryota; Metazoa; Chordata; Actinopteri; Acipenseriformes; Acipenseridae
Product: ubiquitin-conjugating enzyme E2 G1-like
Exons: 6
Coding region: 162-671 (169 amino acids)
Biological process (GO): proteasome-mediated ubiquitin-dependent protein catabolic process; protein polyubiquitination
Molecular function (GO): ubiquitin conjugating enzyme activity
Source: RefSeq, a predicted model, not a curated record